This is a messenger RNA of Didymodactylos carnosus, 723 nucleotides long. The record is from the annotation of a GenBank genome assembly. Lineage: Eukaryota; Metazoa; Rotifera; Eurotatoria; Philodinida; Philodinidae.
AUGGGUGGGCUAGCCCACCCCAGAGCAAAAUCCUGGCGCCGCCACUACUCCUAUGCAAUUAAUCUUGAUAACGAAAGUUUCAGUGAAGAAAAGUCAACAGUUUUGGUACCAAAAAGCAAAAUAUUACCCGAAGAUAAAAGUGUGGUUAAAGAUGUUGAAGUAAAUUUGUCAACAAUAGUGGCUGAUGUUGUAAAAUCAAUGAAUACAAACGUUGAGAUGGUGAGUGAGAAAAGUAGUAUACCACAGAUACCAAUAGCGCAAAGUGUGACUGAAAUAAAGCAACAACCAUCAUCAAUAUUAAUGAAUUCAACUAUUAGAAAUGAUGAACAACUCGAUUUGUUGAUGAAAACGAGUUUAACAGAGCAACAGCAACCAUCAUUAAUACCUCUUUCAAAACGUGUCGGUUCAGCAUCACAUAUUCCUCAUAGGAUGGAUGAUGAUCUUGAUAUUACUACAAUCAUCAAUAAGUCGAAAAACCAAACAAUGAGUCUAAUGUCAUCAAUCUCACCAAAUAAUACUUACAGUUUAGUUGGUACAGCUAACAACGUAUUAGACUUGAUAAGAGAAGAAAAAACGAAAAAAGUAACUUAUGUCAAUCCGCAUAAUAAUGAUAUUACAGAAUUAAUAAAAAAUCAACAAAAUCAAACAAAUUUAGUUGAACAUGCUGAAAAUGAACGAAAAGAAUUUUUGAAUGCAAUAAAUACAAUUAAUUAUUACUAUUAA